Paramecium sonneborni is the source of this 1081-nucleotide messenger RNA. The record is from the annotation of a GenBank genome assembly. NCBI's taxonomy places the organism in Eukaryota, Ciliophora, Oligohymenophorea, Peniculida, Parameciidae.
AUGCAUAAAAUUAAAAAGACUAAAUAGUGUGCUUAAUGUGAAGCAAUGGAUCCAUAAUAUUAAUUAGGAAGUUCAUAUUUCAUAUAUUUAUAGGAUGUAAUCAUCUAUUAUGUUAAAACUGCUUCAAAUAAAUUUUAAGUGAUACUGUUUAAUCUAAGAAAUCAAAAUUUUAAAUUAAAUGUCCUAUUGAUUCAUGCAAAUAAUAAAUAGAUUUAAAAGAACUAUUAAAAUAUUUAACAUUACCAAAUCCAUGCAAACGUUGUAAUUUAGAGUAAUCAUAUACAUGUGGAUAAUGUAUAGUAAAGGAAAUUGAAGAGAUUGCAAAAAUCAAUUAUUAUUCAAAAUUGUUAAAAUUUGAUACUCUAAUUAAUUUUGAAUCAUACAAAGAGCUUCAUGAAGAAAUCUAAAAAUCUGAAUUAAUAUGUCCAGUUUGCAGAGAAUUCAAUUAAUUUCCAAUAAUAGUUUGUUUGUAAGGUCAUGAAAUUUGCAAAGAUUGUUAUUAUAACAUUAGAAAUAUAGAAGAUGUGAGAUAGAUGUGUCCAAUUUGUAAAUAAGAAUUAUUAUCAUCACCUCCAAAUAGUUUGAGAGCAUAAGUUUUAAUAAAAAAUUUAAGUAUCAAAUGCCCUAAUGAUAAUUGCAAAUAGGUUGUAAAAUAUCCAGAAUUCGUAUAGAAUCAUUAUCGAAAGUGUAUUAUAUAAAAGUUUAUUAUUUAAGGUUGUGAAUAAAAAAUUGAAUGUUAAGAUUGCCAUGAAAAAGUUGAAUUAUUAUUUUAAGAUAUACAUUAAUCAAAUUAUUGUAUGGGUAGUUAAUGUCCAUUUAAUUGUUCAAGGAAAUUAGGAGUAUUUAAUUAUAUUAAGUUUAGGAUCAUUAAAAUAAUUUUAUUAUGGAUCAUAUAUAAUAAACAAUGAGAUAAAGUGAUGUUGCUCAUUCAUUUUUGAUUCGAAUGCAAAUUGUUGAGAAAUUUUUAUUCCAAGGAUCUUUUGGCAGUUGUCCUUAAUGUGACUGUUAGUAUGCUUGGUAAUUAGAUGUUAGAGGUAUCUAAUCAACAUUCUGCUUUUUUUGUUUUCGAUUUACAGGAUGA